AUACAAAUCCAAGCGUAGAGUCGAUCACGGUAUUAAAUAUAUUUGUUGAACAUUAUAACUACACAAUUGUAUAGAAACUAAUCGUGACUUUAGCUUGCAUAGAAACUCUUCCAUGUUUCAAAGCUAAAUAAACGUUGACAGUAUAAUUAAACUACGAAAAACAACAAAAAUGGUUCAACCCAAAAAUUAUUUUGUUCUUGAUCCGAGAGAAGCCACGGUUACGGAUCUUAUGCGUCUUCUCUUCUACUCGGAUCUCGAGAAUAGAAAGUUCGUUGAUACUUCGGUAGAGAAUCUUGAGAAUCGUCUUUGCGAAUUCAGGGGACGGUGGAUCAUUUUUGUAUCCAUCGUUGUUCAGAAACUCUUGAUUAUCCUCAGGAAACCUCUCUCGUUCUUGGGAUUCGCUCUUGGCUUUUGGCUCAACCUUCCUUCUUCCAAUGGUGGCUUCUUCAAGAUAUUCCUAAAUCUUGUCAAAGGAAGGUUUAUUUGGCCGGAAAAAACAUCAGCGACAUUUGCAUCCAUAAACGGAAACCUAGACCAAAAAGUAGAGUUAGGUUUAGGCCGGAGCAUAAAGAUAGGAGAUGAAAGAUACAAACCACUGUUGUCAAUUAUGGCUUCUAAGCUGGCUUACGAGAACGAACACUUUAUCAGAUCCGUUCUUCAAGACCAUUGGCAGAUGGACUUAUUGGGUUUCUACAGCUGUCCGAAUGAUUUUGAUCAAACGAGGUCAACAGAGGUGAUUGUUAUAAGGGACACAAAAGACAAUCCGAACCUUAUCGUCGUCAGUUUUAGAGGAACCGAUCCUUUCAACGCCGAUGAUUGGUGUACAGACCUUGAUCUCUCUUGGUACGAGAUUGUUAUGAAUAAAAAUAGGCACAACGUUAUGAAUGUGGGAAAGAUCCACGGCGGAUUCAUGAAAGCUUUAGGCCUUCCGAAAGAAGGAUGGUAUGAAGAAAUAAACUCUGACCAAACCCAAAAUAAAACAAGUCAACUUGCAUACUACACAAUUUUACGUCAGUUAAAAGAGGUUUUCGAACAAAACCCAACAUCCAAGUUUAUCCUGUCCGGACAUAGCCUAGGUGGAGCCCUAGCGAUCCUGUUCACAGCCGUGUUAAUUAUGCAUGAUGAGAAGGAAAUGUUGGAGAGACUUGAAGGAGUUUACACAUUUGGGCAGCCACGCGUAGGAGACGAGGAUUUCGGUAUUUAUAUGAAAGACAAGUUAAAGGAGUUUGACGUGAAGUACAAAAGAUAUGUUUAUUGCAACGACAUGGUUCCUAGGUUGCCUUUUGACGACAAGACACUCAUGUUCAAACAUUUUGGGGGCUGCCUCUACUGUGACAGUUUCUACAAAGGAAAGGUAGAAGAAGAGGAGCCAAACAAAAACUACUUCAAUAUCUUUUGGGUUAUACCGAAGAUAAUAAACGCGGUGUGGGAGUUGAUAAGGAGUUUCAUCAUAUCUUGUUGGCAAGGUAGAGAAUACAGAGAAGGAUGGUUAUUGACGUGUUUUAGACUUGUCGCAUUGUUGAUUCCGGGACUUCCUGCUCAUUUUCCUAAUGAGUACGUCAAUGUUGCUCUUUUGGGAAACUUUCCUCCUCAGGUACCUGAUUCUCAAAAUUUACCUGAUGAUGACCUCAAUGUUGCCCUCUUGAGAAACUAAAGGUGGCUCCAUCGUUUUUACAAGAUUUCGUUUUAUAACUAGUGUGUUCACACUUUAUACUAUCUUUCUUAAACACUUUCUUCGUAGUUGCUUUUGUUUUAAUAUAAUGUGUUGUUUGGUUUUAGAUUAUUUUCAUUAUUUUCCGAAAAAUAAAACAAAAAUAUGAUCAUUUUUCAAUAAAUGGGAA
Arabidopsis thaliana (thale cress) is the source of this 1841-nucleotide messenger RNA. RefSeq names its product alpha/beta-Hydrolases superfamily protein. The record is from RefSeq and is marked reviewed. The coding region runs from base 170 to 1654 and encodes 494 amino acids. Gene Ontology annotation, molecular function: triacylglycerol lipase activity. The transcript has 6 exons. Gene Ontology annotation, biological process: lipid metabolic process. NCBI's taxonomy places the organism in Eukaryota, Viridiplantae, Streptophyta, Magnoliopsida, Brassicales, Brassicaceae.